This is a messenger RNA of Brachypodium distachyon (stiff brome), 1969 nucleotides long. RefSeq names its product auxin transporter-like protein 3. The transcript has 7 exons. NCBI's taxonomy places the organism in Eukaryota, Viridiplantae, Streptophyta, Magnoliopsida, Poales, Poaceae. The record is from RefSeq and is a predicted model, not a curated record. Bases 128 to 1705 code for a protein of 525 amino acids. Gene Ontology annotation, cellular component: plasma membrane.
UAGACAGAAAGAGGCAUAGCGAGAGGGAUACGAACCCAAGGGCUCUUCUCGAACGCAAGAAACGGGCGAGCAGACGGCACGCCACCUUGGUGUGAGCAAAGCAAAAACUAGCUAGGCCAGAGUGAUCAUGGCGGCGGCGGCCAACGGAAGCCUCGCCGACGAGAAGGCGCCGGAGACGAUCGGCGUCGGGCGGUACGUGGAAAUGGAGCAAGACGGCAACUCCGGCAGCACCGCAAAGUCGCGGCUCUCCGGGCUGCUCUGGCACGGCGGCUCCGCCUACGACGCCUGGUUCAGUUGCGCCUCCAACCAGGUGGCGCAGGUGCUCCUGACCUUGCCCUACUCCUUCUCGCAACUGGGGAUGCUCAGCGGCAUCCUGUUCCAGCUCUUCUACGGCUUGAUGGGCAGCUGGACUGCGUACCUCAUCAGCAUCCUGUACGUGGAGUACAGGACCAGGAAGGAGAGGGAGAAGGCAGACUUCAGGAACCAUGUCAUCCAGUGGUUCGAGGUGCUGGAUGGGCUGCUUGGGAGGCACUGGAGAAAUGUCGGCCUCGCCUUCAACUGCACCUUCCUCCUCUUCGGCUCCGUCAUCCAGCUCAUCGCCUGCGCCAGCAACAUCUACUACAUCAACGACAGGUUGGACAAGCGGACAUGGACCUACAUCUUCGGGGCGUGCUGCGCCACCACGGUGUUCAUCCCGUCGUUCCACAACUACCGGAUCUGGUCAUUCCUCGGCCUCGUCAUGACCACCUACACGGCCUGGUACCUCGCCAUUGCUUCCAUCCUCCAUGGACAGGUUGAUGGCGUGAAGCACUCGGGCCCGACCAAGAUGGUUCUCUACUUCACCGGGGCCACAAACAUUCUAUACACCUUCGGAGGCCAUGCUGUUACUGUGGAGGUGAUGCACGCGAUGUGGCGUCCGCAGAAGUUCAAGGCGAUCUACCUGAUGGCGACGCUGUACGUGCUGACGCUGACGCUGCCGUCGGCGGCGAGCGUGUACUGGGCGUUCGGGGACGACCUGCUGACGCACUCCAACGCGCUGUCGCUGCUGCCGCGCACGGCGUUCCGGGACGCCGCCGUGGUGCUCAUGCUCGUCCACCAGUUCAUCACCUUCGGCUUCGCCUGCACGCCGCUCUACUUCGUCUGGGAGAAGCUCAUCGGCCUCCACGACUGCCGCAGCCUCUGCAAGCGCGCCGCCGCAAGGCUCCCCGUCGUCGUGCCCAUCUGGUUCCUCGCCAUCGUCUUCCCAUUCUUCGGGCCCAUCAACUCCGCCGUCGGCUCCCUCCUCGUCAGCUUCACCGUCUACAUCAUCCCGGCCUUGGCGCACAUGAUCACCUACCGCUCCGCACCGGCCCGUGAGAACGCGGUGGAACCGCCGCCGCGGUUCGUGGGGCGAUGGACGGGCACGUACAUGAUCAACGCGUUCGUGGUGGCAUGGGUGCUGGUGGUGGGCUUCGGCUUCGGCGGCUGGGCCAGCAUGACCAACUUCAUCCGCCAGAUCGACACCUUCGGGCUCUUCACCAAGUGCUACCAGUGCCCCACGACGGCCCAGCCCGGCCUCGCGCCGCCGCUCCCGUCGGCCGCUCCGGACGCCUCCUGGCCGUUCCCCGGCGUCCUCUCCAACUUCACAAUGCCAGCCCCUGCUCCUUCUCCGGCGCAUUUCUUCCGCCACCCCCGGCAUCACAGCCACGGGCCGGCUUUGAAGUAGUAUAAACCUACUGUUAGUCUAGUGCGGCACAAGUUAGCAGGGAGCUUGUUGUGUUUUCUUUUUCUCUUGGAUUCAGAGAGAGGCGAUGACUGAUGAGGACUGUUGUUCUGUGCUGUGUCCUGGCAUGAUGCAUCUAGCUGUUGCUUUCUCUUAUUCUCAUGCAUGCUCUCCUCUGUUUUGGGGUACACCAUUCAGUGCUGUAUCAUUGGCAGUACUAAGGUGGUAAUUUAUGCACUCAGGACUCAGGAGUCACGACUUCAGGAA